GUCACACUAGCUAACAUAUGUAAACAAAGAAAGAUUGCAAGCAAAUGCCACGAAUUCUUAAUUAAAAACAAUACUAUUGUGUGUUGUACAAAUAAUUAGCUGCCAUCGGGGGCUGUGUAACAACUACGUGUUCUUUCUGAUGUGCAACAGCAGCAUCUAGAGAAAUAGCUCAAGUAGCAGAAGCAGCAGCAGCAGCAACACAGACAUUCCAAUGCACUUUCUCUCCAUAGAGUAAAACCUGUCUUGCGGCUUUUUGUUGGUGUUGUUGACAUCUAUUUCGAUAUCAAUAGAAAAAUACAGGCCAAAUAUAUGUAUUGCUCGUUGUCGCGUUUGCUUUUGCGUCGUUAGCAGACUACUAAGCACCUGUGUGCCAGCAAUUACAAGAACAAAAUUAUAAAAAAACAAGCUAGCUGAUUGCCGUCUUUAUUGUCCAGUCACAUCUUGCCCGCUCUUGAGUGCGUUUCAGACAACUGGAGAGUCGCGCUUAAAGAAUUCAUAAUUUGCAUAUUAUUUUUUGCUAUAUGCAUAAUUUAAGCCAAGCAUGUUUGGUUCAAUUGAGUCAUUUUGCCACGGAACUUUGUGCUAAACGUCACAUCUAACCAUAUUUAGAAGAUAUAAAUAUAUAUUCGCAAGCAAGAUGUCUUCGAUUGAGGAGAAAGUGCGUAGCAUAUUGAACGCCAAAGAUCUGGGCGAUAUAACAACAGAAUUAUGCGACUUCUCAUUAAAAGAACAAAAUGCGACGGCCGAGGCGCAGGGCGUACAGCCAUCGGCAACGAGUGACUUUGUGCCGAAAGUCGGGCAGACGAUUAACUAUAUUGUGGCCUGUGUCAUGUUCAAUGAGCACGACGAGCUGCUCAUGAUCGAGGAGGCCAAGCCCAGCUGCGCAGGUAAAUGGUAUUUGCCCGCCGGCCGCAUGGAAAGGGGCGAGUCGAUUACGGAGGCAGCUGCACGCGAGCUGUUCGAGGAGACGGGCCUCAAUGCGGAGAUGACUACAUUGCUGGCCGUGGAAUCGGCUGGUGGGUCCUGGUUUCGCUUUGUGCUAACGGGUCGCAUUACAGGUGGACGGCUGAAGACACCAGCCGAUGCGGAUGCGGAGUCUAUACAAGCGCUGUGGCUGCGCAAUGUGAAGGAAGUGCCGUUACGGGCCAACGAUAUACUCAGCAUCAUUGAAAUCGGACGCGCCUAUCAUCAGCACCAGAAGCUGCUACAGACAGAGGAGGGUUUGCUAAAGCAGCCGCAAUGGCAUGCGAAUGUGCUGCCCACGCGUCAUCCGCACAAACGCAACUAUUUACGAGUGCUGGCCGUGGCGCGCAAGCGUGCUAGCAACUCGAUGAACAUACUCAUAAGCGAGAAGAAUGCACAUCACUUUCCAACCGUUGAAAUGCAUCCGAAUCGCAGCCUGCACUCGACGUUGCGCAAAUUUAUGAUCGAAAUAUUUGGCGCCGAGCUGCCGCAGCAUCGGCCGCAUGGUCUGCUUAGCGUGGAGCACGGCACAAACAGCGACGAGGGAAGCGAUGGUCUAUGCUUGAAUCUGUUAGUCGCCUUCAGACCGCCGCUCGAGGAAAUUUCGCUAAUUGGCAAAUGCAUUUGGCAAGAGCUUAGCUCACCGCUGGACGAGACGCUGGCCCGCAUACUCAGCAGCAAGAAUGGCUCCAUACCACUCAACGUGGUACGUUAGCUGCCUAUCAACUAGACGUAACUCUCUUUCAAAUGGUGCAAGCUUAUAUUAUAUACCCUAGUAUUUAAAUAUACCGAUUG
Drosophila hydei is the source of this 1758-nucleotide messenger RNA. RefSeq names its product 8-oxo-dGDP phosphatase NUDT18. The transcript is spliced from 3 exons. Lineage: Eukaryota; Metazoa; Arthropoda; Insecta; Diptera; Drosophilidae. The coding region runs from base 638 to 1678 and encodes 346 amino acids. Gene Ontology annotation, molecular function: magnesium ion binding; 8-oxo-dGDP phosphatase activity; 8-oxo-GDP phosphatase activity. The record is from RefSeq and is a predicted model, not a curated record.